AGUAGGGAAAAUGUCGGCAUCAAAAAAGCACACAUCUUUUGAUCCUCCAAGUUCAGCCAGCUCGGACAGCGAUGUUAACGAUCGGCAUGACUUGGAGCCACUACUUAUCGACCAUGUAGGAGCAAAUGGUAUUUGUAAUGGAUCAACUGACGGACAUGGUGUUGACUAUUGUUGUCCGGCGUCACCAACUACGGUACCGGCAAAGACGGCACGUUCAAAUUCAUCAGAGUCAACAGUACGACCGCCGAGAACAGCACGUCAACGACAACGAACCACCUCAAUGAGUCAGAAGACAUCAAAUCCGUCGGAAUCAAUUAUUCGUGCCAAUAAUCGCACAAUUUACACAGCUGGCCGUCCACCAUGGUACAAUUGUGCCGGACAACAAGUCGAACCUUUCGUAAUCGGUAUAUGUGGUGGUAGCGCAUCUGGUAAAACAACUGUAGCACAGAAGAUUAUCGAGAGUCUGGAUGUACCAUGGGUUACGCUGCUUUCAAUGGAUUGUUUUUAUAAGAUAUUGAAUGAUAAACAACAUGAUCAAGCACUACAAAAUGAAUAUAACUUCGAUCAUCCAGAUGCGUUUGAUAUUGACCUGAUGAUAGAUGUACUUAGAAAACUUAAGGAGGGCCGAAAAGUAGAAGUUCCUAUUUAUAAUUUCAUAACUCAUUCUAGAGAACCGACAACAAAAACAAUGUAUGGUGCAAAUGUAAUCAUUUUUGAGGGAAUCCUAGUAUUCCAUAGUCCUGAAGUACUUAAACUGUUAGAUAUGAAAGUAUUCGUCGACACAGACGCAGACAUACGCUUAGCUAGACGUUUAAAAAGAGAUAUAUCACAACGCGGUCGUGAUUUAGAAGGUGUACUUAAACAGUAUUCAACAAUGGUGAAGCCAUCAUAUGCUAAUUAUAUUGCACCGACUAUGGUUCAUGCUGAUAUUAUCGUGCCACGUGGCGGAGAGAAUAAAGUCGCUAUACAUUUGAUAGUCCAACAUGUUCACACACAAUUACAGCUGCGUGGUUUCAAACUGCGUGAGACGUUAGCUAAUUCAUAUAUUGGUGAACCCAUGCCAGAUUCCUUACAUUUGCUGCCAACAACGCCACAAAUUAAAGGAUUACAUACCUUUAUAAGAAACAGGGAAACAUCCAGAGAUGAAUUCAUAUUUUACUCAAAGCGACUCAUUCGUUUAGUGAUAGAAUAUGCAUUGAGUUUAUUCCCGUUUACUCCGGUAACAGUCGAGACCCCGCAAGGAGUCACAUAUGAAGGCCAACGUCUUGCUUGUAAAAGAAUUUGUGGAGUUUCUAUACUUCGUGCUGGUGAGACAAUGGAACAAGCAAUUUGUGAUGUGUGUAAGGAUAUAAGGAUAGGCAAGAUUCUAAUCCAAACGAAUCAGGUGACUGGUGAACCUGAACUGUAUUACUUAAGACUACCAAAAGACAUCAAAGAUUUCAAAGUAAUUUUAAUGGAUGCAACGGUUGCUACUGGAGCUGCAGCUAUGAUGGCGAUACGUGUGUUAUUGGAUCAUGACGUUCCUGAAGAAAAUAUUAUGCUUGUGUCACUUCUGAUGGCAGAAAUUGGAGUACACUCGAUAGCUUAUGCUUUUCCAAAUGUUCGAAUCGUUACAUCAGCUCUUGAUCCAGAAAUCAAUGAGAAAUUUUACGUGAUACCAGGAAUUGGAAACUUUGGUGAUCGCUACUUCGGCACAGAACCUUCAGAGGAAUAUAUCUCAUAGUUGUUAAGUUCAUUGCAUCAGGGUCAUGAAUGCAUAUUUUCCGCUGCAUUCGGAAAGAUAUUGUUCUCGUUAUAAACGUAGCGAGCGGUGCAUGUAAUAACUAAGAAUUAAGUGUUUUAUAGUAGGCUGUAAAUGUCUAUUUAGUGUCUCGUUUAAGUCUAAAGUGUUCUUCGUAUUUUUUUACAAUUUUAAAUUCUGACGAAUAAUGUGAAAAUCGGGGUUAGUCAAUUCUCCUGUUUUUCCUAUGUUUUAUAUAUUGAAAGAUUGCUUUAGUAUCUUUUUCAUCCCGCAAGAUACAUUGUUUAACAGAAAUGCUUGAUGGUAAUAUCGUGAGAGCUGAUCAUGAAGUCGAUUCAUAAAUUAGAGAAUGUUAAAUUGUAGUGUUCGUCACCGAGGGUUCUAGAAAACUAUUGGGAAAUUCGAUGUCAUAAUUAGAACGCCAAAUUACAGCUCAGGAGUAGUAAAGACAGCCUAGAAUCCAACAGUCAAUUUCUCUACGCAAUUUAUGUAAACUAUAAUUUAUUGCAAGACAUUACUAUCUACGCUUGCGGAGAAAAUAAAAUUCGAAAAUAUGAA
Molecule: messenger RNA, 2299 nt
Organism: Hermetia illucens (black soldier fly)
Lineage: Eukaryota; Metazoa; Arthropoda; Insecta; Diptera; Stratiomyidae
Product: uridine-cytidine kinase-like 1
Exons: 10
Coding region: 11-1723 (570 amino acids)
Cellular component (GO): cytoplasm
Molecular function (GO): kinase activity; ATP binding
Source: RefSeq, a predicted model, not a curated record